UCGACCGAGCUUCGAGUCUCCGAUAGGAGAAAAUAGGAAACGGGCGUAACUGCUGCGGAGACCGUUUUUCGGGUGCGACUGGAGGAGCGUUUUCAUUUCAGGACACUCGCUGUGCGUCGUGUACAAGUGGUUAUAUGUGUCUGUGCAAUAUGAAGAAUGGAAGCAGACGAUGUGACUAUCAGAGAGCAGAAUUUCCACAGCCAAGUCCGAGAGUAUAUCAUAUGUUUCCUGCUUUUUGCCGUCCUGUACAUUGUGUCCUACUGCAUCAUAACGAGAUACAAGAGGAAAGCUGAUGACCAUGAGGACGAAGAUGCCAUAGUCAACAGAAUAUCGCUGUAUCUGUGCACCUUCACGCUGGCUGUCUCUGCGGGGGCCGUGCUGUUGCUGCCUUUCUCCAUAGUCGCUAAUGAGAUCCUGCUCUCCUUCCCCAAGAAUUACUACAUCCAGUGGCUCAACGGCUCACUCAUCCAUGGCCUGUGGAACCUGGUGUCUCUCUUCUCCAAUCUCUGCCUCUUCGUGCUCAUGCCCUUUGCUUACUUCUUCCUGGAGUCAGAGGGAUUCGCCGGAUCGAAGAAGGGUAUAAAGGCCCGCAUCCUGGAGACGUUUGUCAUGCUCUUCCUGCUCGCCCUACUCAUCCUGGGCAUCGUGUGGGUGGCGUCCGCGCUCAUCGACAACGACGCCACCAGCAUGGAGUCACUGUAUGAUCUCUGGGAGUUCUACCUGCCGUACCUGUACUCCUGCAUAUCCCUCAUGGGAGGCCUGCUGCUCCUCAUGUGUACGCCUGUUGGACUCUCCCGCAUGUUCACCGUCAUGGGCCAGUUACUGGUGAAGCCGACUAUUCUUGAAGACCUGGACGAGCAGAUCUACUGCAUCCAUCUGCAGGAGGAGGCCCUCCAGAGAAGACUGAAUGGUACGUGGGGGGGGGCUUUCUGGCAGUUUAUCAUGGUGUCCCAUCAGGCUCCACACCCUGGUGCCAAGCUGCUCCUGCAGGGUUCACACCACUGCAGUUUGGGCCUCCCAGCCCCUGGGGGCGCUGUCUGCACCAGCCCAGGCUGUGGGAUGCCCUGGUUUGCAGUGACCUCGCUGUGUCGGCACAGCAAUACUGAUUUCGCCGUAUCGUGUUUUUUUUUUUUGUCGUUGUUUUUCCCUGCAGAGAGGAGGAAGAAAGCGUCAGCGUGGGAGAGGAAUCUGCUCUACCCCUUUGUCAUGCUAAUACUCCUGACUGGAACUGCCAUCUCCGUACUCCUGGUCGCCCUCAACAUCCUGUACCUGCUGGUUGACGAGACGGCCAUGCCAAAGGGAUCCAAGGAGAGAGGAAUAGGUAAUGUGUCGACAUUUGGGGUCGUGCAAGCAGCAAUUGAAAUCAUUCUUAUGUUUUACCUGCUGGUGUCCUCUGUCGUCGGCUUCUAUAGCCUGCGUGUGUUCGAAGGUCUGACUCCCAGGAAGGACGACACCACCAUGACUACGAUCAUCGGAUGCUGUGUGUCGAUCCUCGUGCUGAGCUCGGCGUUGCCAGUGAUGUCGCGGACGCUGGGGAUCACGAGAUUUGACCUCCUUGGGGAUUUCGGGAGAUUUAAUUGGCUUGGAAACUUCUACAUCGUCCUGUCAUACAAUUUGCUCUUCGCUGUGGUGACGACCCUCUGCCUCGUGCGAAAGUUCACCUCAGCUGUGCGAGAAGCUCUGCUUAAGGCCUUGGGUCUGGAUAAGCUGCACCUCUCAAACAGCCCCUCAGACCCAGAACCCACCAAACACUCUGCGAACGGCCACCAGAAGUCUCUGUGAAGGAGACCCGGGGCUUGCCGUGGUGGUCGUUGGGAGGAGCGCUCAGCUGCGCCACAUUCCAUUGCCCUCCAGGUCCUCCUCUUGGGUAUACACCCAUCGGGAGAAGGGGCCCCGAACCGGCCUGUCCCUCCCCCUGCAUCAGCAGAGCCAGUUUGUAAACAAUCCCCUGGGGUGCUCUGACUGACGGGAAAAUGGGGAAGAAAUGCAAGUCAUGUUGCUACGUUUACCCCGAGUCAUAAAUUUGGCAUUCAUCAGUCGUCGGGGGUGACGUCCCCCAUUGUGAUGUCACACUCUGUUGCUGUCGUUGCCUGUUGUCAGGCUCUCUGUUCCUCUAGCUGUCUGUUACACAUCGUCACAUCAUGUUACUGAGCUAUCGGUCCUGUUCUCUGGUCCUUUUUUGUGUCCUUCAUGGUGUUAGAAAGACAUUGUCAAGAUAUUGAUAUUAGUGAUCUGGGAAAAAAAGUUAUGAUGUAGUUAUGAAUGAAUCUGCAGUUUUCCUCUAGCUGUGCUGCUCCGUGAUGAUUUCACUCGUAAGAUCUCUGGUACUUGUACUUUUAGGGUCCGGCCUGCGGAUUGCACCUGGACUAUUAUGGCUAGUUCAGCAGGAGAAUAUUUUUAUGAGUGUAUUUUAAGCAUUCAUACCCUGUCUUAAGAUCUUCCUGGGAUUAAAGCUAAACGCAGGUAACAGAAGCAAUCGAAUAUUAAUGUACUGUAGCGGCAGGGCAUUCAGUGAGCAGCCAUUGUAUGGAACUUGGCAUUUAUCUAAAUCAGCUCCCCUGUUUCAGUACAAUUCUGGUUGAGUAACUUUCUCAGGGCAUUUAAAGCAGCCCCCCCCCCCCCGAAAUGCAGUACAGAACCCACUGGGCCAAGUCGAGACCCUGGCCUUAAUUACUAACUAGCUGCUGCACCUACACAUGGUGAACUCGCAUCUCCAUGAUGAGGCCACAGACAUGAGGGCAGGUUCUGGGUCCAGCCCCCAGUCCCCACAUGGUUGUCUGUUUCGGGCUUCCUCACCCCUGAGGACAGCAGUUAAACUUCUGGGGGAGGAUUUGGUGUGAAUUUGCGGUGAACGUUACCGUCCGUCACUUCUGACCGACUGUGGAGCUGAAGUGAGGCAAUUUCGGGUUUCUGUUCAGCUGAUUGGCACUUCAGAGGUGAGCACAGAGAGCUAGCGGCGAGGGGUAUGUGGGUCCCCCAUCCGCGUCAAGGUGGGAUUUUUAAUAGGCAACUGCAGUUGUUUUGUUUGUUUACUUCCUUGAAUGCUAAAAAUGAGUGUACCUUUAAUUUAAAAAAAUAUCUUGAUGUUAUAGAUGGUGAACACCUGCUAGACUGUAACCCAUGAGCAAUAUUAGGCGAGGAACUUCCUGUCACUGGUUAAUUUUAUUCUUUUAAGCUUUUUAAGGCCAGAGAACAGCUUCUUAGUCCACACCAGGCUGCCCCCUGCAGGUAGAAGCCUUGGUCGCCUUUGUUUGACCCACCGACUUGCCGCUUCCUGGACAAGAGCUGCACGUGUCUCUGGGUUCCUGAUGUCCAAUCAGAAGUCACCUUUGUCCGUUUAGUGUGUAAUGUGUUCAUAAGACUUUAUACUAAUGCUGGAUAUCACUAUGGUAGAUAUAUGCAUUCCAUAGAUGCCACAGGGACAAUUUCAGAUUUUCAUUCUUAUAUGUUAUAUCGCUUUUCUUUUCCUGCUCACACAUGACAAUGAAACCACUGAGAACAUAUGAACAGCUAGACCUGCGCAUUAAUCUGGGACAGAGGUGUCAUUUACCAAAGUGGGUGUAGGACUGUUUGUGUGUUAGUAGAAAUGUGUGAUACAAACUCCUGUUUAGAAAAAGCCCGUGUAGCUGUCUGGCGUCUUAGAUCUAGUGGCUGUUAUGAACCUCUCCUUGUCCCUGGCUGUUUCUCAGCAUUAUUGUUCCGAUUUGCUGUAGUCUGUUGAAGGCCAGAGCACCAGUCUCAUUGGAGUGGUCACAGUUCAGUUAUUGCCAGUUCUGACUAAUGUCAUUGUCAUGAAGUUGCAUGUACAUAAAUAUUUCAUACCUUUUAUACAGCGAGUAUAGUGAUGACUAUGUACACAUUGUAAAUAGUACGAAACCCCUCAUACUGCAGUUCUUUGAUUUCACAUUUCACCUAUGUAUGCCUUAUAAUGAGAUUUUCAAAGACCUACUUCAGAAGAUUUCUGAUAUCCUGCUUUAAAGUGAGCUUGAGUUUCUGUUCCCCCCCCCCCCUUUUUGUUAAUGUGCGUGCGCCUGUGUCUGUGUAGUUUUUAAAAUGACAAAUUCACUGUGAACCCAUCAGCAGUAACAUCUUUAUGAGGAUCUGUUUGGUCUCUCACAGCUGUACGGCUUUGAGGAAGUUGCUGGGUGAGGCUCUCUGCUCCGUAAAUAGUUAAUAACAGGUUUAAACAUCGGCAAAAUGGACCUUUAAAAAAUGAGGUUAAAGAUUUGGCAUGGUAGGCUGCAGCGUCUCGGAUAGUAAGUGGCUGUGGCAGAUAUAAUUAGAAUGCUUUGCAUUGCACCUACGUUAGAGCCUUUUUUAUCAACAGUUGACAUGCAUAUUUCAUUUAUGUCAGGCAGAUGCCAUUUAGUCUAGUAUAGUGCCCCCCUUUGGUAAUACUUUGUAACAGCAUUACUAAUUUCAGCUACUGAGAGAUACACAAAGAUGACUGAAGAUGGUCUUGUAGAUUAAAUCCAAAUUUUUACCUGCCAAAAUUUUAUCCUGCCUGUAUUUCAGUAUAAAGGUAGUAGUGCUGGACCUGUUGUCUUGUCCAGCCAGCAUUUUAUUUGGCUGUGUAGAUAUUUCUUCCUUAAAGAAAGCUACUGUGAACAAGUUGUGUGUGUGUGUGUGUGUGUGUGUGUGUGUGUGUGUGUGAUGUUUGGUGGUAUAUGUAAAGACCUAAUUCGAUAAUUGCCCAUAUUUUCAUGUUCCUCAAACAUCUGUCAGCUUUUUUUCUCCAUUUCCUUCAAAAACUUUCUAAAUGUGAAAACGCCCUGGAUAGUUGUUGGGGUAUCAAUAUAUCCACUCGUCAUGUUGGUGUUGGUAUGUUGGUAUGAAGUUGGCCAUAUCUCACAUGUGUAGCCGACAUUUAUUUGUACAUUUUGCAGAAGCAGCCUAAUGCAUCUAUGAGGAAAGUGUAGAAAUGUUUAAGCAUUUGUUUUGUGGAUGGUUCUGGAGAAUAGUGAGGAGUGGGAGAUUUAAAAACAAAAAAAAAAAAAAAGUUCACAAAAAUUCAUAGCUGAUUGUUGCAUGUAGAGUUACAACCUUCUGUUAUGUGUCGCCUCACUUUACAGUUGAUGUUCUAGAGUGUUUCCAUCACGUUUUUUAUUUCGUUAAUGUGUUGUAGGUACAGUGCUUCAGUGCCAUACCCAGUGCUGUGUUCUGAGUUUUAUACCACAGUUCUGUGGGUGUUUUUUGUCAAAGUUUCAGGUCUAAAGCAAGUUCUUAGCUUGCUCGCUGGGUUGUCUAUUUGUACCGUCCAUUCCAUGGCUCACAAAGCACGCCAUUUACGCCCAUGCGGAAUCCGGACUCUUCUUUGCAACCUGCCCACGUCGACCAUGUGUGCUAGUAUGGGGCUGCAUUCUAGUAUGAGUCCAGUGGGCAUCCACCCGUCACUUUGUUUUAGCUGUAAAUCCCAAGCUCUUCAUUGGACAAUCUCUAGCCCUGGAUGUCUACUGGUUCAAGGGCUCCAGGUGGACCGAAUUAACAUUUUUGGUUGCCUUAUCGGGUCUGUCAUUCAUCGUCGCUUUAAGUUGAGGAAAAAUGACAAGUGUCCGUCUCUGCAUGUCAUUCCUGAAAACGAUGUGAAUGUAUUUUGGAUGAUGAUCAGUGUUUUCAUUUGUGAAACAUUCUCGAUACUUGUAUUGGUUUACAUUGUAAUUUUUUUAGUUUACAAUAAAGUUUGUGACUUGUG
This is a messenger RNA of Paramormyrops kingsleyae, 5692 nucleotides long. NCBI's taxonomy places the organism in Eukaryota, Metazoa, Chordata, Actinopteri, Osteoglossiformes, Mormyridae. The record is from RefSeq and is a predicted model, not a curated record.